Molecule: messenger RNA, 1059 nt
Organism: Ciona intestinalis (vase tunicate)
Lineage: Eukaryota; Metazoa; Chordata; Ascidiacea; Phlebobranchia; Cionidae
Source: RefSeq, a predicted model, not a curated record
UAAAUAUCCUUUUUAGAUUUUCAUGUCUUUUUUCCUGGUAUAUUUUGCAUUUUAAUCAUUGUGAAGUUUCAACCUCAAACUGUGGCCAAAAUAGUUUUGUUCACUUGUUUGUUCGCUGCACUGUUGGCAUAUUCCUAUCACUUCUACAUUAUAACACGCGAAGCUGGGGGCCUGGAUACGAAAAUGUCGGUUUCACCACAAUUCUUUCUUCAUAAUUCAAGAGUACCAGCUACUGCCUCAGUUAUAUUUCUUCAUGGACUAGGAGACACUGGGGCUGGUUGGUACCAUGGGUUUGAUGAAUUAAGGAAGAAUCACGUACGAUAUAUCUUCCCUAACGCGCCAUCGAUCUCUGUCACAAUGAAUGGAGGAUUUGUAAUGCCAGCAUGGUAUGACCUGAAAGGCUUGGGACCGAAUACGGUGGAGGAUAAGAAAGGAAUUGAAGCAUCCGCUGCUAAAAUUCGUGAGAUAAUCAAGACAGAAAUGGAUGAACACAACAUACCAAGCAAUAGAAUUAUGUUGGGAGGAUUUUCCAUGGGUGGGGCCUUAGCAUUAUACACAGCUUUGACACACCCACAGCAACUUGGAGGUGUGAUAGCACUCAGCUCAUACUUACCACUGCAUAAAGCAUUUGCCACUGGUGAAGGGGGAAUAAGUCUAACUGCACAGAAGUGCCCAAUAUUCCAAGCCCAUGGCACAUCAGACCCCAUGUUACCAUUCCAGUUUGGCCAGAUGAGCAACAUGCUGUUACAGAAUGCAAGAAAGGAUCUCAAUCUCACCACUGAGUUUAAACCUUAUCAAGGCAUGGGACACCAGUCAUGUGACGAGGAAAUGGAUGACGUCAAAACCUUUAUAGAUAAAUGUUUGCAAUAGCCAACCACUGUGUAGGACUGGUGGUUUAAUGGAGUGAUUUUAACCAAUAUUCAGUUGCAAUCUGGAUCACGUUGUGGCCUUAUAUGUAUUUGACAACUUCGAAAACAGCUUGAUCAAAACAUGCGUGUUUUUUACGUGGCAGGGAAUUGAUUUUGUUGAUAGUAAAAUCAAAGCAGUAUGUAUGAUAUA